CUCUGUUCAUCCACAGAACCUUCGCCGGAGCGUCGUUUAAAUCUCCCGAGCUGUUUCUCUAAAACCGUCUUUACUAAAGUUGUACAUGAGAACGCUCGUUAUUUUACCGACUGCUUCAGACCACACGGAGAACGGAACAGGAAAGAGAGAAUAAGAGGCCAACUGUAGAACCAUCAUGUCAUCUGUUCAUUUCAAUCCAGGGUUGGAUUCCAAAGAAGUUAAUGGUGUAGAGAAGCUGGAGGAGGCUAAGGUGGAGAUAGACGAUGGGAAGGAUAAGAGUGCUGAACCGGAUACCAUGUAUCAACAUAUUCGGACGACGAUUACGCCUUUUGUCAUGUCCUUCGGAUUCCGUAUGUUUGGUGUGAUACUGAUCAUAGUGGAUAUAGUGUUGGUGAUAGUAGACCUGUCUCUGAUGAAGCGGAGCAGAGAUGUGGGGGACGCUCUAGAGACGGUCUCUCUCAUCAUCUCUCUGUUCUUCCUCACCGACGUACUGCUACGGGUCUAUGUAGAGGGGUUCAAGGUGUACUUCAGUUCCAGACUGAAUAUCAUAGAUGCCUGUAUCGUUGUCAUCACCCUGGUUGUCACUAUGAUCUACACCUUCUCUGACCUGACAGGGGCCAGCCUCAUACCCAGGGUGGUGACGUUCCUGCGUUUUCUGAGGAUUAUAAUCCUGGUCAGGGUCUUCAGAUUAGCCUCCCAGAAGAAAGAACUGGAGAAGGUCACCAGGAGGAUGGUGUCUGAGAACAAGCGUCGCUACCAGAAAGACGGCUUUGACCUGGAUCUCACCUACGUCACAGAUCGUGUCAUUGCCAUGUCGUUCCCUUCCUCUGGGAAACAAGCCCUCUACAGAAACCCCAUCAGGGAAGUGGCCAGGUUCCUAGAUGCCAAACAUGAAGACCACUACAGAGUAUACAACCUCUGCAGUGAGAAAGGUUACGACCCCAAGUUCUUCCACUACAGAGUAGAGAGGGUGUUUAUCGACGACCACAACGUGCCUUCACUAGAGGACAUGCUGAAGUACACUGCCGGUGUGAGAGAGUGGAUGGCAGCUGAUCCCAACAACAUCAUUGCCAUACACUGUAAAGGAGGAAAAGGACGUACAGGGACUCUGGUGUGUACCUGGCUCAUUGACAGUGACCAGUUUGAGAGUGCUCAGGACAGCUUGGACUACUUCGGGGAGAGGAGAACCGAUAAGAGCCGCAGCUCCAAGUUCCAGGGAGUGGAGACCCCGUCUCAGAGCAGGUACGUGGGUUACUAUGAAGUGAUGAAGACUAAGUUCAACCGACAACUUCCUCCAGAACAGCUGAAGAUCAAGAGCAUCCGCAUCAACUCCAUAGCAGGUGUGGGUAAAGGGAACGGUAGUGACUUGAAGGUGAAGAUCAUUGUAAAGAAGAAGCUGGUGUUCCUGUGUGUCUGUGCCAAACAAGAAAACUGCACGGUGUUUCCUGAUGCUGGUAACAACUCGGUGGUGAUCAGCCUGCAGGAGGGGCCUGUUGUCAACGGUGACGUCAAGAUAAUGUUUGAGUCCUCUGCUGGUCUCCCUAAAGGAUAUGAAGACUGUCCUUUCUACUUCUGGUUCAACACCUCCUUUAUAGAGAACAACAGACUGGUCCUGUCUAGAGAAGAACUGGACAACCCCCACAAAGCCAAGACCUGGGAUCUCUACAAGGAGGACUUUGGAGUCACCCUGUCUUUCUCUGAACCAUGACCUUUGACCUUUUAACCCCUGUCCAACUCUGAGCCCUUAUCCCUGAUAACAAACCUGUCUGUGUACCAAAUAGCACUUUAUAUAGUGCACUGUCAGACCAGAGCCCCCAUGGGGCCUGUAUAAAGCUAAAGUACUGUAUAGAGAAUAGGGUACCAUUUUGAGAUUCAUGCCUUCUCUGACCUCUGACCCCUUGAUAGUCCUGUCAGACCAAAGGGUCUGCACCUCCUGAACUAGCCAAAAAGACACUCCACUACCAGAAAUGACUGGCUAUGUCCCAAUCAUCUAUCCUUUCUCCUAGUGUGCACUCGUUCACUUCCUUCAUUUGAUAAGAAAAAUGUACUGGUAGAAUACAUAUGGUAGAAACUCCCACCAAUCCAACUCGGGGAAGCAGCGAAGGUGUGUACACCUUUUAGGAGAAAGGCGAUUUAUUAUUGGGACAAAGUCCCCGGUGUCUGUUUGCACUGAGCCAUUAGACCUGUAUUAGGUUACCAUUAGACCUGUAUUAAUUUAUCAUUAGACCGUUAUUAGUUUACCAUUUAGUCCACUGAGCCAUUAGACCUGUAUUAGUUUAUCAUUAGACCUGUAUUAGUUUACCAUUAGUCCUCUGUGGUCAUUAGACCGUUAUUAGUUUARCAUUAGUCCUCUGUGGUCAUUAGACCGUUAUUAGUUUACCAUUAGUCCUCUGUGGUCAUUAGACCGUAUUAGUUUAUCAUUAGUCCUCUGUGGUCAUUAGACCGUUAUUAGUUUACCAUUAGUCCUCUGUGGUCAUUAGACCGUAUUAGUUUACCAUUAGUCCUCUGUGGUCAUUAGACCGUUAUUAGUUUAUCAUUAGUCCUCUGUGGUCAAAUCUGUGGAUUUCCUUUUUUACAUUUUAUACGUUUCUGUAAAAAAAAAAGGGAUCAUUUGGAUGUGAGGGAUGUUCAUUACUAAAACCUUAAAGAUGAUUGUUGUGGAGACCUUGGCAGAUUUAUGGGCCAGUUUCCCGGACAUAGAUUAAGCCUAGUCCUGGACUAAACAGAUAUUUAAAUUGAACGUUUCUUUUUUUUWGUCCAGGACUAGGAUAAUCUGAAACCAGGCUUAUAAAUGUAAUUUUGAAUUUUCUAAGCUAAUUUUCUCCUGUCAAUCCAAAGGGGUAUACUACAGAGCAAGAUCUAUAAAUUAGCAAACUAAACUUAAAUAUUUUUGAAAUAACUUUGUAUUUUUGUAUAUUAAGGAUAAACUUGAAAUAGGCAUGGUCGAAUUGACUCAACAACCAAAAACACAUUUCUGAGUUUAACUUUCUUAAUGAAUCAGAACAUCAAUAGAUAUUUCUUGUUUAUCAGUUAGCUGGCUAACUUGUUGAUCCUGCAUUGUAGCAGAGCCCUCCUGAUAGUUACUGGGCUGUAGGAGAGGAAGACUGGGGUUCUAUUUCACUAAAAUAUCAGUGUAUUCCAACUUAAAAUAAACAUUUCCAUUUGUCA
Salvelinus sp. IW2-2015 is the source of this 3168-nucleotide messenger RNA. NCBI's taxonomy places the organism in Eukaryota, Metazoa, Chordata, Actinopteri, Salmoniformes, Salmonidae. The record is from RefSeq and is a predicted model, not a curated record.